Ictalurus furcatus (blue catfish) is the source of this 2569-nucleotide messenger RNA. Its product is annotated as E3 ubiquitin/ISG15 ligase TRIM25-like. Gene Ontology annotation, molecular function: zinc ion binding. The record is from RefSeq and is a predicted model, not a curated record. The coding region runs from base 73 to 1557 and encodes 494 amino acids. NCBI's taxonomy places the organism in Eukaryota, Metazoa, Chordata, Actinopteri, Siluriformes, Ictaluridae. The transcript is spliced from 8 exons.
UCAUCAUUCGUCAAACGGACAGAAGUUCAGGAGCUUCAGUGGACUUUUCUGUGGUGUUCUGCUGAGAGUAAAAUGGCAGCGUCUCUGUUCCGAGAUAGAGAUCAGUACAACUGCUCAGUGUGUUUGGAUCUGAUGAAUGAUCCGGUGACGAUUCCCUGUGGACACUCUUACUGCAGGAGCUGCAUUAAACACUACUGGGACCGAGAUGAAUCCAGGAGAGCUCGAUGUCCUCAGUGCAGACAGGACUUUCCUACAACACCUGCACUCAACAAAAACACAAUGCUGGCUGAAAUCCUGGAGAUGCUGAGGAACACCACGCUUCAGGGUUCUCCUCCUUCUCCUCCAGCUCAGAGUUCUGCUCAGCCUGGAGAAGUUGAGUGUGAUUUCUGCACUGAUGUAAAGCUCAGAGCGGUGAGAUCAUGCCUGGAGUGCCGAGCGUCGUACUGUGAAACGCAUCUCCAGCCUCACUACGACUUUCCGGCUCUUAGGAAACACAAGUUAGUCGUCGCCGCCGAAAUACUGACGUGUCCGAGACACGAUAAACUGCUGGAGGCUUUCUGUCGCACCGACAACAUCUUAAUCUGUAUGAGCUGUGUAAUGGACGAGCACAAAGGCCACGACACGGUUUCAUCUGCAGCAGAAAGAGACGAGAAACAAGUCACGCUGCAGGCUAAUAAACACAAAUUUGUGGAGAAACGCAAAGAAAAAGAGAAAGAGCUUCACGAGCUGAGGAAAGCCACAGAAUCUCAUACAAGGUCCACACAGAAGGCAGUGGAGGAGACGGAGCUAGCCUUUAACUCACUAGUCACUUCCCUUGAGAAAUGCUGCUCUGAGGUGACUGAGAGAAUCAGAGCUCAGGAGGCGGCCUAUAAUGAUCGAGCUGUCGAGCUUCAGGAACAGCUGGAGAUUGAAAUCGCCAUGCUGAUGGGACAGGAAGACAUCAUGGACAAGCUUAUACAGACGGAGGAUAAUGUCUACUUCCUUCAGAACUUCGAGAGCAUGCCCAGUCCCUCUGGAGAUGAAGAGUCGCGCGCUCGGACUUUAGAGCCACUCAUCUCUCUUAGUGACGUGAGAAACAUGAUUUCUGAGUUUAAAGAGAAACUGGAGAUUUUCUCCAAGCAGGAACUGGAAAACAUGUUUAGAAAAUUCCACAUCAAGGUCGGUGACAGAGUUCGGGUGAAAUCUUCUGUGAACACACCUAAAUUUAACUGGGGCUGCACUGUCACACACAGGAGUGUAGGCGUAAUCACGUCCAUAAGUGAGGAAAUUGUGAUCGUCGACUUCCCGGAGCAUAAAAAAUGGAAAGGACUCCUGUCUGAGAUGGAGUGCGUAACUGCUGCUGAUGAAUCUGGAAUUUCAGCUCAGCAGAGGAGGAUUAAAGUCGGAGACCGAGUCCGAGUGAAGCCGUCUGUUACCAAUCCAAAACUCAGCUGGGGAAGGGUGACUCACCAAAGUGUGGGCGUGGUCAAGCAUCUUGGUGGGGAAGACAUGACCGUGGACUUCCCGGAACAUUCCAGCUGGAUCGGCGUCAUCUCCGAGAUGGAACUUGUGCCUUAAAUCCUCAUGAGGUGUAAUUAUCGAGAUCUUACAAUUGUAAUUGAAAUUGAAUCUGUCUGUUUUUAUUUUUUUUUUUUAAAAAUUAGUUCAUAAUUGAAGUGCCAUCAUCAAAUCUUCAACAAACCUGUCUAUAGAGGCUUUUAACCUCACGUCUUCCUGAGCAGUUCUGGACGGGAAUUUAGGGCUAUUGGGUAAAUGUUUAGAUUUGGGCUACACUGCCUUGAACUUAGAAAAAUAAUAUCAUUAAUGGGUUCAGCACUUUAAAAAAAAAGAUGUUUUCACGCUGGAACAAUUUAGAGUGAUUGUUUGCUUCUUUGAUUACGUUAAUUUUUUGCUCCCUGUAACAUUUCUAAUCCUAGAUUAAAAUGUUUUUAGAUUAUUUUCUAGCCUUAUCUUGACAUACGCCUGCAAAGACCAUGUCGAGUAAGGAGCCAGUUUAAUAAAUGCUGUGGUGAAAACAGUCAGUCGAGAUGAUUAAAACCUCGCUAGCUGAGUGUGAUUUCCUCUCGAUCAUGUGAAACAUCAUCGUGAAACAGACGCGAGUCUCAUUCGUUCAGUUUGUAAUGAAAAUGUUGCCGAUGCACCUGUUCAGUCACGUCAGCACCAAAACGGAGAAGACGUCAAAGUUUUAAAAUGUUUAAAUGCUCCAAAUAAAAAGACUUUAAUAACACGACAUUUCAGCAACAGAACAGACGUGAGUGAAUGAAUCAGUGAUUAAUGAUAAUGAUAAAGAUAAUGAUAAUGAGUCUUUAUUGGUCACAGCACGGUGAAAUUCUUUUCUUCACAUACCCCAGCAUUCCAGGAAGUUGGGGUUAUUAUUUAGUUAGUGUGAUGUGAGAGUGAACAGAGACCAGUGGUGUGAAGAGACGAUAACGAAGCCUGUGUUUAAACAUCACGAGUGACUUUUACCUCUUCCAUGUUUGUGGAUUACGUUUUGGAUCACGUUUUGGAUUUGUCUGCCUGUCUCUCUUUCAAAUAAACAGCUGUUCAUCCUGCACUUGCAUCCGUCCUA